CCCAUACAGCGCGUGCGCUCCGGUGCUCCGGUCUCACCGUCUCCUCGCGAACAUGGCGGCGCCUGCGCUCUCCAGCCGGGCGGGUUCAGCUGGCAGCAGCCCCACCGCCACACCGACCAGCACCAAACACGUCCCGCACCACCCCGAGCUGGACUUCAGGUCCGGUACCAGAACCGAGGAUCUGAACCGACUAAUCGCAGAGUUCACGAAGCACGAGCAGCGGGAAUAUGACGACCAGCGCGCGCUGGAGAUCCACACGGCCAAAGAUUUCAUCUUCUCAAUGCUUGGCAUGGUGCAGAAGCUGGACCAGAAACUUCCGGUUGCCAACGAGUACCUGCUGUUGUCGGGCGGGGUACGAGAGGGAGUGGUGGACAUGGACCUGGACGAGUUGACCGUGUACGCGCGGGGGGCGGAUUACGACAUGGACUUCACUCUGCUGGUGCCCGCGCUGAAACUUCACGACCGCAACCAACCGGUGACGCUUGACAUGCGUCACUCUGCACUCUGUCACUCCUGGCUCAGCUUGCGCUUGUUCGACGAGGGAACCAUCAGCAAAUGGAAGGACUGUUGCACCGUAGUGGACCACCUCAACGGCGCCACCAACUACUUCUUCUCGCCCACCCUGGUGGCCAGCUGGUUCCACGAGUCCAUCAGCAUGGUCCUCGCUGAGAUCCAAAAGAAACCGCAGCGGGGGGUCCCGCGGGUCGAAAAGGUGGAGCGCAACGGAACGGUCAUUUCUAUUAUUUUGGGCGUAGGAGGCAGUCGGAUGUUGUAUGAUGUGGUGCCAGUGGUGUCGUUCAAAGGUUGGCCCGCAGUGGCUCAGAGCUGGCUGAUGGAGAAUCAUUUCUGGGACGGGAAGAUCACAGAGGAGGAGGUGAUCAGCGGGUUUUAUUUGCUUCCCGCGUGUUCCUCUACGGGCCAGAAGGAAAAGGAGUGGCGCCUGUCGUUCGCUCGCAGCGAGGUGCAGCUUAAGAAAUGCAUCUCUGCCAGUCUGAUGCAGGCAUACCAGGCCUGCAAAUCUCUGAUUAUUAAGCUUCUGUCUCGUCCCAAAGCCAUCAGCCCGUACCACCUGCGCUCGCUGAUGCUGUGGGCCUGCGACCGCCUUCCGCACACAUACCUGGCCCAGGAAGACUACGCCGCUCACUUCCUGCUGGGUUUGAUUGACGACUUGCAGCACUGCCUGGUGAAUAAAGCCUGCCCCAAUUACUUCAUCCCACAAUGCAACAUGUUCGAGCAUCUGAGCGACGACACGGCGGUGCUGCAUGCGCGCAAGCUGUCGUCCGUGCGCACCGACCCCGCCGAACACUUGCGGAGCGCCAUCGAUCACGCCAAGGCCGCGUCCCGCCUCACUCUCCAGCUGCAGUGGCGCGGCGGAAGUUCCAACCUGCCCUCUCCGCUGUCCGACCCCGGCGCCGACCAGCAACCGGACGACCGGCUAGCCAAGAAACUACAGCAGCUGGUCACGGAGAAUCCUGGGAAGUCCAUCUCGGUUUUUAUCAACCCGGACGACGUCACGCGACCUCACUUUCGCAUCGAUGACAAGUUCUUCUGAAGCCACGCUUUCCUUGACCUUUGAUUGGAAAAAUGUGAUCUUUCUGGUCCCGGAUGGAUUUCGGACACAAGCAAGCACACAGCAGGAGACACGAGGUUGAUGCUAGUGUGUGUAUAUGAUGUUAGAAACAGACGUGAUCCUGCUUCAUGGCUGCAAGGUGAAGUUAUGUUUGCAUAUCUGUUCCUCUCCUGUCUGGACGCAGAGAGACUGAUAGAGAGAGAGAGAUUUACGGAGGGAUGUGCGGAAAGGAAUAUUUGUGGCUCAUGUGGAAAACAGGAAACACGUAUAUCUGCUCAGAAGUGCAAUUAGACAAAAUGUGUUUAUACACUGUCGCUUUACUUGUGUAAUCAUGAUGUAACAUACUGUAAACACACGCAUUUUAAACGCCAUCGCUUUCACAAACACUAAAUGCCACUCGCUUUUUUCAGAUACUGUAAACAUAUCUCAUCUAUGUGACAUUAGAUGAGAUACAAGUCAUGUCCAUGUCCAGAAAACAUGUCACCCUCAAAGACAAAAAUUGACGGUUUGAUUUGAAGCCUUUUUUUUACAUUGUGACACUAUUUGUGUUCACUGUGACAUUUCUUCCACAAAUGAUCAUUAAUGUGCUCAGAUCAUUUUUUUUAUUAUCGUGCAUUAACGUCAGUACAUUGUACAAUAACAAUGUCUUAAAUAUUAAGUACUAUAAAAUUGCCUUUGAGUCUUAAUCAUUUUAACUAAAUAUAUAAAAAUAAGGUUAAAUUGCUUAUUAUGACUUAUUUUGAUGAGUUUAUGUAAUGUAAAAAAUAAAAUAAAUAUUAAAAAUAGUAAGUUGAAAUGACUUGUUAUGCCACUUAGAACGUACUUUUAAAUUUAAGGGAGCAAAAAUAUUUGUGAACAAAAAAUUUGACCAUUGUGUUUAAAAGCUUUUGUUUUUGAGGAUGAGAUUUGGUUGCGUUCCAGUUAUGAGAAUCGGGAACGUAAAUGUGUGCCUAACUAUCAUGAUCAUGUUCAAAUGCAAAAAAAGCGUAGUGUAAUGGUUGAAGUCUUUAAACCGUAUUUGUGGCAUUCACUCCGUUUCUCCAACUCAAGUGUGAGUAAAUCAAAAAACUUUAUUUCUUGUGAUUUUAUGUAUUUGCUGCUAAAAAUGAUUGUUGCAUUUAUUAAUUUUACUUUUGCUAAUUAUUUUAAAGAGUACUUUGAUUAUUUAGACGUGCAUGUGACGUGUACAUACUGCUGUAAGUAACCCUGACUACUAUUUUUGACCAAUCCUGUCCACCGAUUAUCAGCAUCGACCAAUCGCGUGAUGUGUUCUGCUAUAUUCAUUAACACGUGCAAAUCUUGGCAGGAGUGACAAAUCGAACUGACCAAACAAGAAUCUUUUAAGCUCUACAGGGACCAAUGGUAAUGCCUUAUCACUGAAAUCAACCAAUGGGGUGUUUUUAUUCCGAUUUAAGAAAGGACUUUUUUCUCUUUAUAUUUGAAUCAGGGCGUGUCAGAAACUGAAGUUAUUUUAGGCGUUUCCAGGCUGAUGCUGUGUAUAUCUGUUCAUAUCAGAAUUGUAUGUACAUGUUAGCGGUAUGAAAUGUGUUCUCUGUUUACGCGUAUGCUUGAUAAACAUGUCAGCAAGAUAACGUAUGUGCUACAGAUCAGUGUUGCAUUGCAUUUUAAACAUGUGUUUGAUAAAUAAAGAAUGUACAA
Triplophysa rosa is the source of this 3229-nucleotide messenger RNA. Its product is annotated as nucleotidyltransferase MB21D2. The coding region runs from base 53 to 1552 and encodes 499 amino acids. The transcript is spliced from 2 exons. The record is from RefSeq and is a predicted model, not a curated record. Lineage: Eukaryota; Metazoa; Chordata; Actinopteri; Cypriniformes; Nemacheilidae.